This is a messenger RNA of Parnassius mnemosyne (clouded apollo), 2004 nucleotides long. The record is from the annotation of a GenBank genome assembly. NCBI's taxonomy places the organism in Eukaryota, Metazoa, Arthropoda, Insecta, Lepidoptera, Papilionidae.
AUGGAGUCACAAAGAAAAGAAGAAUUGUCUGAUGAGGACAUUCCAAGUGAUUUUUUUGAUGACUUUAGUAAAGAUGAGUUUAUAGAAGGUCUUAGUGUAAUAGACAGCUGGGAUGUUGAAGAAGGGGUCCAGAAGCGUAGUUCCCGAAGUCGCAUUGACGCUGCAGCAAUUGAUGGCGUUAGAGAUCUACGGGAGCUCAUCAGAGAUGGAAGAGAUGAAACAGAAAGUCGUCGUCAAGAAAAAUAUGAAAAUAGAUACAAACGGAAGCGAUAUGACCGUGAUACUUCGUAUAAAAGACAUACCAACGACAAACGGCGCGAGAGCAGUUCAAGUCACUUGGAUUACUAUAUUAAACCUGGUAGUCGUCGAGACCUUCGCAAAACCAAUGAAGCAAUUAGAAAAGACAAGCAGGUGAAAGUAAAAGAAUACCUAAGCAAACAUUUGGAUUCAAUUGAUGAUCUUAAACCUCCUGGAACGGAGCUUGAUGAUUUUCUAAACCAACCAACAAUUCCUACCAAAAAAAUAAAUAUAUCGAAAAGUCCAGUAGCGCACUAUUCGAAACGCCCAUCAAUAGAAAUGAAAUAUAGAGAUUCGCCAAAAAGAUAUUAUCAGCAUAAGGAAAGACGCAGCAUUCACCGCAGUCCUCGACACACCUAUUAUAUCAAUCAUCAUCUGAAGCCUCGUCGUUAUAGUCCCGACCGACCGAGUCAGAGACCAAGAAGACACUAUAGCCCAAGCAUCAGUGAAAGACGUGGUAGUAGACCACGAUAUAGUCCUUUACAUCGAAGUCCAUCUCGGCAGAGCCCAUUUGAACAUAGGAGAGAAUUUCAUUCACCAUCACCUGUGGCAUAUUCUUAUACUGAGAAGCACUCACCAUCAGCUCAACAGAAAGAUACCUUUCUAUACCCAAAUGAACAUCAUUCUUUAAAUCAGGCUCAACCAAUCCCAAACCUAUACCAAACUGGACAAGCAGAGUUUUAUACAAACCCUGGGUUAACUGCAUAUCCUGGAGCACCACAGUAUUCAUAUUCUCAAUGUGAAUCUUAUGUUGGUUAUAAUGCUCCAUAUGAAUAUGCAGCACCACCCAAUGUAGGCUUGGUGCAGGCUGUCUCUACACCAGUCAUGAAUUCAGCUCCAGCCAUGGUUCCUCCACCUCUGCAAAGUACUCCUGCAAAUCCUGCUGUUACUGCUGCAGUCUUAGAUCCACCAAAUUCACAGGAAAAACCAUUUGACGCCUUAGCAAAAUUGGUUGUGGAAGGCAAGAUUUCUAAAGAAGAUUAUCUCAAACUGGCACCAAAUAAAGGUACAAUUAUUGAAAGUGCUGUAGACACACAAUUGAGAGUUAAGGUGGUAAAGCGCUGCCGUGAAGCAUUGAAUAAGCUUAGUAAAUUAACAUUGCCUGCUCGUUUGUUAAUAGACAAUGAUCUCAUUGGCCAAGAAACCAAGCGUCUUGUACCCAAAUAUUGUUCUCCAUUAAAGAGACAAGCUACAGUAGAUUUCUACUUUACAAAAACAAGUGGUAAAGUGGAAACUGUGCACCAAAACAAACAACUAAUAGACAGCAUAGUUUCAACGUUAGGACUUAAAAAUAAAGUCUCGCAAUCAUCGAAGAAAAUUCGAAAUGGUAUGAAGGAUGCAGCAGUACAAACAAUAAAGCCGUUUUGUGAAGUUUGCCAGAUUCGCGAAUCAACCCAAUCUUACGAAAUAGGGACGUCUAUCGAUCGCGAGGAUUUCACCACCACAGUUCACACUCAAGUUUUGGAACAAGAUUUGAUUAGUUCUAAGGCGAUUUUCAACCCGAGUGGAAGCGUUUCGGACAGUGCGCCAAUUUCUAUUGCGCACCUCACUCCUGCACAGCUGGUUUCACAACUAGCGGCGCGUGCGAAGACACUGAAGCAAUCUGAAGUUACACACCAUUCGCAAUUUUAUAGGAAUACUGGAAACAGCUAUGACUACGAUGGACGUGGAAACGGAAACCAAUAUAAUUAUAACUAUCGUUAUUAA